GACUGUGGUGCUGGAGGCAGACGGUGGUGGCCCAGCCGUGGCUGGGACCUUCCUGGGGCUCCAGGCUGCUGCUGAGGGCAUCUGUGUCCUUGCAGGUUGUGCAGCCUGACCUUGAAGAAGCUGGUAGUCUUCAAGGAGCUGGAGAAGGAGCUCAUCUCUGUGGUGAUUGCCGUGAAGAUGCAGGGCUCCAAGCGCGUCCUGCGGUCCCACGAGAUUGUGCUGCCCCCCAGCGGACAAGUGGAGACUGACCUGGCUCUGACCUUCUCGCUGCAGUACCCCCACUUCCUGAAGCGGGAGGGCAACAAGCUGCAGAUCAUGUUGCAGCGGAGGAAACGCUAUAAGAACCGGACCAUCCUGGGCUACAAGACGCUGGCCGCCGGUGCCAUCCACAUGGCUGAGGUGAUGCAGCGGCCCCCCGAGGGCGGCCAGGUGCUGAGCCUCUGCAGCAGCGUCAAGGAGGCCUCUGCCAAGGUAGCCGAGAUCUGGAUCUUCUCCCUGUCCAGCCAGCCCAUCGACCACGAGGACAGCACCAUGCAGGCCGGCCCCAAGGCCAAGGCCACGGAUAACUACUCCGAGGAGGAGUAUGAGAGCUUCUCCUCUGAACAGGAGGCCAGUGACGACGCCGCACACGGGCAGGACCUAGAUGAAGACGACUCUGACGUAGGGAAGCCCCAGCAGCGGCGAUCGACAGUGAGAACCACGUCCAUGACCAGGCAACAGAACUUCAAGCAGAAAGUCGUGGCCCUGCUGCGCAGGUUCAAAGUGUCCGAGGAGGUCCUGGACUCAGAGCAGGACCCUGCGGAGCAUGUCCCCGAGGCGGAGGAGGACCUGGACCUUCUGUACGACACGCUGGACAUGGAGAACCCCAGCGACAGCGGCCCAGACAUGGAAGAUGACGACAGCGUCCUCAGCACCCCCAAGCCCAAGCUCAGGCCGUACUUCGAAGGCCUGUCGCACUCCAGCUCGCAGACGGAGAUCGGCAGCAUCCACAGCGCCCGGAGUCAGAGGGAGCCUCCAAGCCCGGCUGACAUGCCCGAGAAGGCGCGGGCCCUGGGCGGCAAGCAGCCAGGCGACGGCAUCUGCGACCCGGUGGCCCACAGCACGCCCGCCCCCGGGGAGCCGCCGCUGCAGCCCCCGCAGCCCGAGGACAGCCCGGAGCCAGAGCCCUCCGCCCUGGACGUGUUCACCGAGAGGCUGCCGCCCAGCGGGCGGAUCACCAAGACCGAGUCCCUCGUGAUCCCCUCCACCAGGUCCGAGGGGAAGCAGGCCGGCCGCCGAGGCCGGAGCACGUCCCUGAAGGAGCGGCAGCCGGCGCGGCCACAGAACGAGCGAGCCAACAGCCUGGACAACGAGCGCUGCCCGGAUACGCGGAGCCAGCUGCAGAUCCCCAGGAAGACCGUGUACGACCAGCUGAACCACAUUCUCGUCUCCGACGAUCGGCUGCCCGAGAGCAUCAUCCUUGUCAACACCUCCGACUGGCAGGGGCAGUUCCUGUCGGACGUCCUGCAGCGGCACUCGCUGCCCGUGGUGUGCACCUGCUCCGCCGCCGACGUCCAGGCCGCCUUCAGCACCAUUGUCUCGCGGAUACAGAGAUACUGCAACUGCAACUCCCAGCCCCCGACGCCCGUGAAGAUCGCGGUGGCCGGGGCGCAGCACUACCUCAGCGCGGUGCUACGGCUCUUCGUGGAGCAGCUGUCCCACAAGACGCCCGACUGGCUGGGCUACAUGCGCUUCCUGGUCAUCCCGCUGGGUUCCCACCCCGUGGCCAGGUACCUGGGCUCCGUGGAUUACCGCUACAACAACUUCUUCCAGGACCUGGCCUGGCGGGACCUGUUCAACAAGCUGGAGGCCCAGAGCGCCGUGCAGGACACGCUGGACAUCGUGUCAAGGAUCACUCAGUACAUCGCGGGGGCCAACUGCGCCCACCAGCUGCCCAUCGCCGAGGCCAUGCUCACCUACAAGCAGAAGAGCCCCGACGAGGAGUCCUCGCAGAAGUUUAUUCCCUUCGUGGGGGUGGUGAAAGUUGGAAUAGUGGAACCGUCCUCGGCCACGUCAGGAGACUCCGAUGACGCGGCCCCCUCGGGCUCCAGCGUGCUGUCGUCCACCCCCCCAUCCACGUCUCCCGCUGCCAAGGAGGCCUCGCCCACCCCCCCCUCCUCCCCGUCAGUGAGCGGGGGCCUGUCCUCCCCCAGCCAGGGCGUUGGUGCCGAGCUGAUGGGGCUGCAGGUGGAUUACUGGACGGCGGCCCCGCCCACAGACAGGAAGAGAGACGCGGAAAAGAAGGACCUGCCCACCGCCAAAAACACACUCAAGUGCACCUUCCGGUCUCUCCAGGUCAGCAGGCUGCCCAGCAGUGGUGAGGCCACAGCCACGCCCACCAUGUCCAUGACUGUGGUCACCAAGGAGAAGAACAAAAAGGUGAUGUUUCUGCCCAAGAAAACCAGGGACAAGGACCUGGAGUCCAAAAGCCAGUGCAUCGAGGGCAUCAGCCGGCUGAUCUGCACGGCCAAGCACCAGCAAAACAUGCUGCGGGUGCUCAUUGAUGGCGUGGAGUGGAACGACGUGAAGUUCUUCCAGCUGGCAGCCCAGUGGUCCUCCCACGUCAAGCACUUCCCCAUCUGCAUCUUCGGACACUCCAAGUCCACCUUCUAGCCCUGCCCGCUGUGGCCAUGGCUGUGGCCGUGGCUGAGCCGGGAGGACCCAGCUGCUUUCCUGUUAACAUUUCAGUUUACUACAGAGACAGACCCUGGAAACACAAAGAGAAACCGUCUUAAGUGUGAAUGUGCUCACAACCUGGAAACUAACGGGGGGCCCCACAGGGAGCCCCCAACUGCUCUGCUUAUUAACCAGAACACCCUGGCGGGUGGGAGGUCAGGCGGACAGUGUUAAGCUGGAGAAUCGUGGAAGUGUGUUUUGGCCUCAGGACCCCCGACACUCCCAGCGAGAAGGGUUCUCGCCUUCUCGACCUGCCCUCCCUGGAAGCCAGGACUCUGCUUCCCGGGGAGCCAGCUCUGGCACGUGCCCAGACUCAGAGCUGGGCAGCCAGAGGCCAAGAGUUGGCCUCCCAUCGGAGGCAUCCUGAGAACACGGAGGCCCGUCAGCCCAGCCCUGGGCCCCAGCCGCCAACCAGCCAAGUGGCCCCAGCACCACCCACUUGUGGUUCCCAAUAAACUGCAGCCCCACGGGGCAGCGGAGGUUUUACAGUAGCAGAUAUUUUUAAUGCUUUUAAAUACAUGUUACAAUGUAGCUGCCAAACUCA
Messenger RNA from Miniopterus natalensis, 3259 nucleotides. Lineage: Eukaryota; Metazoa; Chordata; Mammalia; Chiroptera; Miniopteridae. The record is from RefSeq and is a predicted model, not a curated record.